Molecule: messenger RNA, 1679 nt
Organism: Odobenus rosmarus divergens (Pacific walrus)
Lineage: Eukaryota; Metazoa; Chordata; Mammalia; Carnivora; Odobenidae
Gene: SOCS3
Product: suppressor of cytokine signaling 3
Exons: 2
Coding region: 354-1031 (225 amino acids)
Biological process (GO): phosphatidylinositol phosphate biosynthetic process; intracellular signal transduction
Cellular component (GO): phosphatidylinositol 3-kinase complex
Molecular function (GO): 1-phosphatidylinositol-3-kinase regulator activity
Source: RefSeq, a predicted model, not a curated record
CGCCGCCGCCGCCAGCGCCGCCGCUCCAGCCCAGCUCCCGCCGCGGCCCCUCGCCUCGUCCCCGCCGGCCGGCCCGGGGACGCGCAGGGGGCAGGGCGGGCGCCCCAGCGAAGCCCGAGGGACGCGCGCGCGAGGCCCUUUGUGGACUUCACGGCCGCCAACAUCUGGGCGCAGCGCGGGCCACCGCUGGCCGCCGCGCCGCCGCCUCGCCUUGGGGACCGUAGGAGGCGCAGCCCCAAGGCCGGAGACUUCGUUUUGGGACCAGCCCCCGGGGAUGCGGUAGCGGCCGCUGUGCGGAGGCCGCCGAGCAGCUGCAGCCGCCGCCGCGCAGAUCCACGCUGGCUCCGUGCGCCAUGGUCACCCACAGCAAGUUUCCCGCCGCCGGGAUGAGCCGCCCCCUGGACACCAGCCUGCGCCUCAAGACCUUCAGCUCCAAGAGCGAGUACCAGCUGGUGGUGAACGCAGUGCGCAAGCUGCAGGAGAGCGGCUUCUACUGGAGCGCCGUGACGGGCGGCGAGGCGAACCUGCUGCUCAGCGCCGAGCCCGCCGGCACCUUCCUCAUCCGCGACAGCUCGGACCAGCGCCACUUCUUCACGCUCAGCGUCAAGACCCAAUCGGGGACCAAGAACCUGCGCAUCCAGUGCGAGGGGGGCAGCUUCUCGCUGCAGAGCGACCCCCGGAGCACGCAGCCGGUGCCCCGCUUCGACUGCGUGCUCAAGCUGGUGCAUCACUACAUGCCGCCCCCCGGCGCCCCCUCCUUCCCCUCUCCACCGACCGAACCCUCCUCCGAGGUGCCAGAGCAGCCGCCAUCCCAGCCGCUCCCAGGGAAUCCCCCCAGGAGAGCCUAUUACAUCUACUCGGGGGGCGAGAAGAUCCCUCUGGUAUUGAGCCGGCCCCUCUCCUCCAACGUGGCCACUCUCCAACAUCUCUGUCGGAAGACCGUCAAUGGCCACCUGGACUCCUAUGAGAAAGUCACCCAGCUGCCUGGGCCCAUUCGGGAAUUCCUGGACCAGUACGAUGCCCCGCUUUAAAGAGCAAAGGACAGGGGUCGGGACGAGGAGCCUGGGUCCCCUCUCCUCCGUGGCACAUGGCACAAGCACAAGAAUCCAACCGGGAGAGUCCUGCAGCUCUGGGUGAGCCAGGGGGGUGGACUGGCCCCUCCCUUCAGCCCUCCCCCCCCUGCAGAAUGGGGCAGGCGGGACCUGGAAUGUGUUUGAGGGAAGGGGGAGUGCCACCUGAGCGCCCCGCCCCCACUCCAGCUUCUCCGGAGGAGCCAGCUGGCCUGGUGGGGACAGCGACGACAGCAGUGGAUUCUCUUCUCACCUCUUCUUCGCUUCCUCGACUCCCCUGCAUUUCCAAACAGGGGACACUGCGGGAGUGUUGAACUAGUGAGAACUGCCGGGGAGUCUUCAAACUUUCCAACGGAACUUGUUUGCUCUUUGAUUUGGUUUAAAAGGUAGCUUUAAACCCGAGCAGGUCUCUGGCCUGGAAGAGGGUGCAGGAGAGGGUGCCCCAGGGGCCUCAGGGCUACAGGCUGGCCACGGCGAUGGCCACUCCCACUGUCCACCCCAGGUGAGCAGGCGGCUGCGUGCUCCUCCCCUGGCUCUGGGGGAUGAGUGCAAGGGGUGACCGGAAGGGGGCUAUUCUGUUACCCUCUCUAGGACAGCCACCAGAAACAC